Molecule: messenger RNA, 1351 nt
Organism: Athalia rosae (coleseed sawfly)
Lineage: Eukaryota; Metazoa; Arthropoda; Insecta; Hymenoptera; Athaliidae
Gene: Pex11ab
Product: peroxisomal membrane protein 11B
Exons: 3
Coding region: 176-877 (233 amino acids)
Biological process (GO): regulation of peroxisome size; peroxisome fission
Cellular component (GO): peroxisomal membrane
Source: RefSeq, a predicted model, not a curated record
CAGGGAGGGGAUUUUGUAGAUGGUAUGAAAAUGGGUCACGUGAGUGAUAUUUAUCAAACACGGUCGUGAUAUCAAAUAUUAGUUGUCACAGGGUCGCUAAAAUCUUGAUUGGCAAUUCAAUUAUCUAAAUCAACGAUUUUUCUUGUGAUUCAGUACGUUCGAAACACUUCGGAAGAUGGAUACAAUACUUAAACUAAACAAUCAGACUGCGGGGAGGGAUAAAGUUAUAAGGUUACUCCAGUAUGGUAGCAGAGCGAGCUGGUAUUUCUGCCAAAAUGGGGAGAGGACCAGGCAGAGUAUAGACAUUUUGAAGAGCCUUGAAUACACAUUUAGUUCCUUCAGAAAACUACUCCGCCUUGGAAGAUGUUUGGAUUUGCUCUACUCAGCUUUGUCUGCAAUGAAAUAUCCCAACUUAGUAGUCAGGGUGACCCUAACUUUGUCAAAAAUAGCCAGCGCUCUAUUCCUACUGGCUGACCAUAUAAUCUGGGUGGGUCGAGCUGGUAUUUGUCAAGUGAACGUGGACAAAUGGAGUCAAAUAUCAAACAAAUAUUGGCUGAUGGCAAUUGUUAUGAAUCUGGUGCGAGAUGUUUACGAAAUAUACCAGAUAAUGAAACAAGAAGCUGCUGGGUUACGACUGCGCACAUCGGGGAAAUUCAAAUCUCACUUAUCUCAUCAAAUACAAGCACUUUGCUGUGUUAAAAAUCAUACAGACGUUUGGGUUGACACCGUUAAAAAUAGCUGCGACCUUUUUAUACCGCUCACCUCACUUGGAUACACCAAACUUAAUCCUGGGAUAAUUGGUUUACUUGGACUUCUUUCCUCUAUAGCAGGAAUUUACAGUUUGAUACAUCCACUGGCUAAAUUAAGUCCUGCGUGACCAGGCAACAGAAGAAUUGUGAUUUUAAGUUCUCGUUUAUUUCUUAUUGUAAGCCAUUCAUAGUUUUGGACUUCAGUGUUACGAUACUGGUUUUGCUUCUGUGUAUAUAAAUCGCACGAGAGUUGUGAACGAAACUCCGGGAGUUUGGUCUACUUUGUAACAUUCCGUUUUUGUAUUCUCCUUAAAUCUUGUAUUCGUAUUCAAUGUAUAAUUUAAGUAUGUACAUACAUUAACAUUAAUUAUUAGGUAUGUGAUAAUUCGAAUUUCAAUUUGGUGAUAUUUUAUGCGAUAGAUUAAAUCAGAGAUCAAUAAGAUUAGGAUAAGGGGACUUUGUCAUGUGGACUUAUCUGUGUAGGUUGAUGAAUAAAAAUCAAAAAAAUCUAGUGGAUUAAGGUGCGCGUGUGUAAAAUUUACUCAUAACUAAUAUUAAGUUUGUGAAAAAUCUGCAAAUAUACACAUAACGUAUCGAACUUA